This is a messenger RNA of Calypte anna (Anna's hummingbird), 789 nucleotides long. It is a transcript of the gene BSND, whose product is annotated as barttin CLCNK type accessory beta subunit. Lineage: Eukaryota; Metazoa; Chordata; Aves; Apodiformes; Trochilidae. Gene Ontology annotation, cellular component: basolateral plasma membrane. The record is from RefSeq and is a predicted model, not a curated record. Gene Ontology annotation, molecular function: chloride channel regulator activity. Bases 1 to 789 code for a protein of 262 amino acids. The transcript has 4 exons. Gene Ontology annotation, biological process: chloride transport.
AUGGCCGAGGAGAAGACUUUUCGUUAUGGGUUCAUCAUGUUGGGUUUCUUCCUGGUGAUGACGGGAAUGUUCAUCAUGAGCGUGGAAAAACCCCACAUCUACAUCACCUUCUGUGCCCUGGGCAUCCUGCUCGUAGUUGUGGGCAUCAUCUGGAGCAUGUGUCAGUGCUACCCCAAGAUAACGUUCAUCCCUGUGGACAUGGAAGCCAAGCAGUUCCUGGACCACAAACCCAUCGUGCUGCCAGAGGGGAACACGUGCUUGGUUGCACCCUGGCCCAACCACGAGGCCACCAGCACUUCUGAGAAAAGCCUGCCCUCCUAUGAGCAGGUCCAGAAGCAAGAGGUGGGCUCAGUCCCACACCCACCCACAGCCCAGCCCAGACCUCGCAGCUGCUCCCACUCAGCCAUGCAGGCAAGAGCAGAGGUCCACAGGGAGCUGGGGGAUGCUGGAGAUCUCCCCCCAGAGACAGCACCUCGGCUGGACAAGGCAGCAGGCAACUGCCCCCCCCGCCUGGCCCCUGGGGACGCACCACUGGCAUCCCUCCUGGAGGACAUGGACACACCAUCACUGGAGGGGUCGGUGCCUGGCAGCCCCGUGACACAGGCACGAUGUCCCCCAGCAACUACCACCCUCUCUGGCUGCACCCCAACAGGCUCCCUGAACGGGGGAGAGCACCCUGGUUCUCCCUGCAAAGGCACCAGGGAGGAGGAUGAGCUCUAUUAUGGGCUCCAAGAGGGGCCGGAUGCUCUGCUCGGGGAAAGUGACUGCCUUUUUGAGCCUGAAAACUGA